This is a messenger RNA of Capsicum annuum, 780 nucleotides long. RefSeq names its product histone H2A. The transcript is spliced from 2 exons. The coding region runs from base 131 to 580 and encodes 149 amino acids. Gene Ontology annotation, molecular function: structural constituent of chromatin; DNA binding; protein heterodimerization activity. Gene Ontology annotation, cellular component: nucleosome. Lineage: Eukaryota; Viridiplantae; Streptophyta; Magnoliopsida; Solanales; Solanaceae. The record is from RefSeq and is a predicted model, not a curated record.
UCAAACCAAAAUGACAACCCAAAUAGCUCUAUAAAAUCCAUUAGCAGAUUCCGACCCAUUCCAUCAUCUCUCGCUCCGAUAAACAAUCAACCAAUUAAGUAUCUCUCUCUAAGAAUUUCUCUCGUCGGAAAUGGAGUCAACGGGAAAAUCGAAGAAGGGUGCCGCCGGAAGAAGCCGUGGUGGCCCAAAGAAGAAGCCUGUUUCCCGUUCUGUCAAGGCUGGUCUGCAGUUUCCCGUCGGUAGAAUUGGUCGCUUCUUGAAAAAAGGCCGAUACGCUCAUCGUGUUGGUUCUGGUGCUCCCGUUUACUUGGCCGCCGUUCUUGAAUACUUGGCUGCUGAAGUGUUGGAAUUGGCUGGAAAUGCUGCUCGUGACAACAAGAAGACUAGAAUUAUUCCAAGGCAUUUGCUGUUGGCAGUGAGGAAUGAUGAAGAGUUGGGGAAACUUCUUGCUGGUGUGACGAUUGCACAUGGCGGUGUUCUUCCAAACAUCAACCCAGUUUUGUUGCCAAAGAAGACUGGAACUGCUGAAAAGGCGCCUAAAUCUCCUUCCAAAGUUCCCAAGUCUCCUAAGAAGGCCUAGAUUGAUGACUGGUUUGGGUUUUUGGGGAGGGGGGGGGGGGUGUUUAAAUCUUUUUGUGUAUGUAAUUUUGUUGUUUUAGAAGAAUCCAUUGAUUGUGUCCUUCAUGGAUAGUAAAAUGGGAUUAGCUGGGAAGUAUUGUUAGAUCUUGUGUUAGGUUUUUCUCUAUUAUCAAUGAAAUGAAACCCCUUGUUUCGAGUUUA